AUGAAACUCACAUUAAGUUCAUUGUUCCUUAGCUCCCUCUCCAUCUCUCUCUUGGGGAAAGGAGCCUUAGCUUAUAAACAGGUCCAUCGUCCUAAUGAGAAGGAAACCACAUCAGAAGAGGCCAAACCAUGGCUUCGUACCGUCUAUGAUACACAAGUGGAAAUAGUGACACCAACAGUCAUUGCAGGUGUCACAUUCUCAGGGAAACCGCUUCCAACUCCUGAUCCAUUGGAACCAUGGGUCUCGUUGAAGAAAGAUGGUACUCCUCAAACCAUUAAGCCAGAAGUGAAAAAUGGUCGUACUAAGAAGGGCAGACCUAAUUAUUCCACUUAUUUCAAGACUGCAACUGUUGUUACUUAUUCAUACGAACAAUUGAAAGCUCAUAAUAUGGACCCAAAUGAUGUUUAUGAAGAAGAAGUUUAUUUAGAUGAAGAUGAUACAUAUGUCUCGCUGAAUCCAGUUAUUAGAUGUACACCAGAGCGUUAUUUCUUCAAGGGUUUAGCCAAGGAUAUUUCAAGUGAACCAUUUUGUACACCUCGUGAAAAUUCUCAAUGGAAAGUUGGUAAAACGUAUUUUGUUUCAUGGUUUACUCAAUUUUUUGAUGAUGAACAUUCUGGUACUGUUAUUGAUAAAGUCCGUGUUCAUUUAUCUUAUGUGAAAGAAAAAGCCAGUGAUAAAGGUUAUCAUAAAAGAGAUAUUCCAGCCACAUUUUUUUCCUCUGAAUGGGUCAAAAAUGUCGAUGGUAUGUAUCCUAUUGAAGUUGAUGAAGAUUGGUUACAAGGACAAUAUGAGCGUAGAAUUGUUGUCUCUGUUCAACCUUUCAAUGUUCCAGAUGAUGAAUUUAAUCCAUUAGAACGUGGUGUCUUGUUAUAUAUGAUAUUAGGUUCUAAAGUGGCCAAGACAACGAAAGAAGAAUGGGCUAUGAUCGAUGCUGGUAUUAGUGAUGAUAAAUGGUAUUAUGUUGCAUUGACUAUACCAACUCUUGUCGUUGUUGUUUGUGUGGCGAUUUAUUUCUUCUUACAUUUCAAUGGACGUUAUAGAGAUUUCUCAGAUGUUACUCAAAGGGCUUUGGCUAGUAGACAUCGUAUUAUUGGUAAAGUUUCUGAAAUGAAGAAGUUCAGGAAGAUGAAAAAUCAUAGAUAUGACGAACUACCAAGUUAUAAUAAGAGAAAAACGAAAUAA
Messenger RNA from Naumovozyma dairenensis CBS 421, 1182 nucleotides. It is a transcript of the gene PSG1, whose product is annotated as Psg1p. The record is from RefSeq and is a predicted model, not a curated record. The transcript has a single exon. The coding region runs from base 1 to 1182 and encodes 393 amino acids. Lineage: Eukaryota; Fungi; Ascomycota; Saccharomycetes; Saccharomycetales; Saccharomycetaceae.